AUGUCUCUCCUUCCUGGAGCGCGCAAGUUCGUCCCGCCUCCGGCGAGCAGCGCGCCGGCACAUUACGCCCCGGGCGCCGGUAGAGGGGCGACCGCUUUCACCACCAGAGCUGACUUUGGUUAUGCAGCAGCCACGGCAUCCGACCCGUUCGGCAAGCCUCCGCCAGGUUAUGUUCCCGGUAGAGGUCGUGGAGCCACCAGUUUCGCCGGCGGUGUCUCUCGAGACGAUGUAGCCGACGCUUUGGACCGCUCCGUCGUGGGCGGCGAGGACACGGUGAACCUCGAGAACGAACACCUGUUCCAAGACGCAGAGUACGACGAUGAAGAUCGCGAAGCGGACCUCAUAUACGAGUCGAUUGAUAUGCGUAUGGAUGAUCGGCGUCGAUCGCGGCGCGAAUCGCAGAUCAAGGCGGAGGUCAACCGGCAGCGGUCGGAGAAGCCGACGAUUCACCAGCAACUGGCGCCUCUGAAGCGUGAGUUGGAGGCUCUAACGAUGGAGGACUGGGAGUCCAUCCCGUCGAUCGGUGACUAUUCGUUGAAGCGCAAACAGCAGAACAAAAGGCAGCCGCAGUACACGGCGGCUCCGGACUCGCUGCUCUACUCCGCGCGCGCACACAUGCAGAGCGAUACCAGCAUCGGCACGUCAACCCCGCUCGGGUUCGCCACUCCGCUGGGCAUCAUGGGUGGCAGUGCCACUCCCCUGGGGGCCCGAUCCGUCUCGGUGAUGCGGACACCGGCGGGCACGACCAGCUCGCUGAACGACCUGGGUGAGGCCAGGGGCGCCGUUCUCUCCAUCACACUCGACAAGGUCAUGGACAACCUCAGCGGCCAGACGGUGGUCGACCCCAAGGGUUACCUGACAGAUUUGAAUGCCAUGAACAUCAAGAGCGACAGCGACAUUGCAGACAUCAAGAAGGCGCGUACACUGCUAAAGUCGGUCAUCGCCACCAACCCCACCCAUGCACCCGGAUGGAUCGCCGCUGCGCGCAUCGAGGAACUUGCUGGGAAGCUGUCGAGUGCGCGAGAGAUCAUCGCUCAGGCGUGUGAGAAGUGCGGCGACCGCGAGGAUGUAUGGUUAGAGGCUGCGCGCUUGGAGAAGCCGGAGUACGCAAAGGCGGUUUUGGCCAAGGCGGUGCGCAUGGUUCCGAAGUCCGUGAAGAUAUGGGUGGAGGCUGCCAACCGCGAAAGUAACACGAAUGACAAGCGCCGCAUACUCAGAAAGGCACUCGAGUUCGUGCCCAACUCAGUGCGUCUUUGGAAGGACGCAAUAUCGCUCGAAGAUGAAACCAAUGCCUACAUCAUGCUAAAGCGCGCCGUGGAGUGCGUGCCUGACUCCGUUGACCUUUGGCUGGCCCUGGCGAGGCUAUGCCCAUACCAGGAGGCCCAGAAGGUGCUGAACGAGGCGAGGAAGCAGCUGCCCACGAACCCAGAUAUCUGGAUAACGGCUGCUAAACUGGAGGAGUCGAACGGUAACAAGCCUAUGGUUGAGAAGAUCAUCGCACGUGGUCUGGAGAACCUUACCAAGAAGGGUGUCAUACACGUGCGUUCCAACUGGCUGAAGAAUGCCGAAGUGUGCGAAAACAACUCAUUUGUGGCUACCGCCCAGGCCAUUGUAAAGUGCACGAUGACCACGGGUCUCGAUCCCUCAAUGUACCUGGAUUCUUGGCUCCAGGAUGGUGAGCAGUUCGAGGAGAAGGGCUUAUACGGAUGCGCUAGGGCAGUGUAUCGCAGCGCACUGGAUCAAAUGAAGACGAAAAAGUCGCUCUGGCUGGCGCUGGCAGAGUUGGAGACGAAGCAUGGCUCGCCGACUGAUGUCGACGACGUGCUUACACAGGCCACCAAGUACUGCCCCAACUCCGAAAUUCUGUGGCUCAUGUUAGCCAAACACAAGUGGUUGCAAGGCGAUGUUGAGGCUGCGCGUGCCAUUCUAGCUGACGCGCAUUCCAAGAACCAAGAGUCGGAGGCCAUCUCCCUGGCUGCAGUUAAGCUCGAGAGGGAACACGACGAAUUCGACCGAGCGCGUGAGCUGUUGGUGCGCGCGCGGAAGCAGUGUGGUACGCGCAAGAUUUGGAUGCAGAGUGUACAGCUGGAGCGGCAGCUGGGCAAUUAUAGCGUGGCCAUCGACAUGUGUGAGGAGGCGCUGCAGUUGCAUCCCUACUUCGACAAGUUGUGGAUGAUAGCGGGGCAAAUGCGCCUAGAGCUUCCAGAACCCAACUUACUCGAAGCGGUGGGUAUUUUCAAGUGCGGCACCGAAAACUGCCCAUGGAGCACCGCCUUGUGGCUGCUCGCCCUGGAGGCGCUAAUGCGCAACGACGAACAGGCGAAGGCCAGGGCGAUGGUGGACAUGGCCAAAACGAAAAUCAGAUGCAUCCUCGGGCCGCGCCUCAAGCAGUCGGAGAAGGUGGUAACCGUUAACACCAAGCGGUUGUCCCAGACCGAACUCGUGCGCAUCGCCAAGGCGGCUUCCAACCACCCGGAAGGCGAAGUGACGUCACAAGAGGAAGAUCAGGAGCUGGUAGAUGGCCUCGUUGAGACGAUCAUGAAGACAUGCGAUCUGCUAUGGCUGCGCGCUAUCGAUAUAGAACUGGAGUGUGGUAGCGCGACUAAUGCUCAUUUCAUGAUCUCAUCUGCUUUACAAGAGUUCCCGGAGUCAGGUUGUCUCUGGGCUCGGGCCAUUUUCCUCGAGGAGAAGAACGCGCAGAACUCCAAGGCAGUUGAUGCACUGAACCAGUGCCCCAACUCACCGAUAGUUGUGAUGGCAGCCGCUCGAUUGUUCUGGCGGGACAAGAAGACGCUCAAGGCUCGCAAGUGGUUCCAACGUGCGCUCGCACUGGACGACACCAAUGGAAUAGUAUGGGGGACGUUCCUCGCGUUCGAGCUUGAAGGGGGCGACUCUGAGGCCAUCAAGGAGGUGAUCAACGGCUGUGUUAAGGCGGAGCCCAACGCAGGGUACGAGUGGUGCGCAGUUGUGAAGCGCGUUGCGAAUUGGCGUCUACCGUGGCCACACAAACUCUAUCGUUUCGUCGAGGAGUACCAUCACGACAUCCUGUCGAACGCUUUGGAAAAACUGCCGCCGGACAUCAAGUCAGUCCUGAUACCGGGAGAGGCGCCAGUUGAGAAUGAUAGCUAA
This is a messenger RNA of Babesia bigemina, 3129 nucleotides long. RefSeq names its product u5 snRNP-associated subunit, putaitve, putative. Gene Ontology annotation, molecular function: protein binding. Gene Ontology annotation, cellular component: catalytic step 2 spliceosome; U4/U6 x U5 tri-snRNP complex. Gene Ontology annotation, biological process: spliceosomal tri-snRNP complex assembly; mRNA splicing, via spliceosome. The record is from RefSeq and is a predicted model, not a curated record. Bases 1 to 3129 code for a protein of 1042 amino acids. NCBI's taxonomy places the organism in Eukaryota, Apicomplexa, Aconoidasida, Piroplasmida, Babesiidae. The transcript has 4 exons.